This is a messenger RNA of Penicillium griseofulvum, 2193 nucleotides long. RefSeq names its product catalase catB (gene cat1). Lineage: Eukaryota; Fungi; Ascomycota; Eurotiomycetes; Eurotiales; Aspergillaceae. Gene Ontology annotation, biological process: hydrogen peroxide catabolic process; response to oxidative stress. Gene Ontology annotation, cellular component: cytosol. The transcript is spliced from 6 exons. Gene Ontology annotation, molecular function: catalase activity; heme binding. Bases 1 to 2193 code for a protein of 730 amino acids. The record is from RefSeq and is a predicted model, not a curated record.
AUGCACGUAAUUGCCCUAGUUACGAGCCUUGUGGGCAUUGCCAAUGCUGCCUGUCCUUAUAUGACUGGCGAGGCUGGCAAUCCUCAUAUCGAGCGUCGAGCUGACGGAGAUGCUGCUGCCAACACGGAAGAAUUUCUCUCCCAGUUCUACCUCAAGGACCAAGAUGUCUAUCUGACCUCAGACGUCGGUGGACCGAUUGAGGAUCAAAACAGUCUCAGCGCAGGAGAGCGUGGAGCUACCCUACUGGAGGAUUUCAUUUUCCGUCAGAAGAUUCAACGCUUCGAUCAUGAACGAGUACCGGAACGCGCCGUUCACGCUCGAGGUGCUGGCGCCCACGGAACAUUCACUUCAUAUGGCGAUUGGUCCAACAUAACUGCUGCAUCUUUCCUUUCCGCCAAAGGCAAACAAACUCCAAUGUUCACGCGCUUUUCGACCGUUGCUGGUAGUCGCGGAAGCGCCGAUACCGCGCGUGAUGUUCACGGCUUUGCGACUCGCUUCUAUACCGAUGAAGGAAACUUCGAUAUUGUUGGAAAUAACGUCCCUGUUUUCUUCAUUCAGGAUGCCAUCUUGUUCCCGGAUCUCAUUCACGCCGUCAAGCCCCGUGGUGACAAUGAGAUCCCCCAGGCUGCUAGCGCGCAUGACUCGGCUUGGGACUUCUUCAGUCAGCAGCCUAGCACACUUCAUACUCUUCUUUGGGCAAUGGCUGGCCAUGGUAUUCCUCGGUCAUUCCGUCAUGUUGAUGGAUUUGGUGUGCACACCUUCCGUCUGGUUACUGACGAUGGAAAGACCAAGCUUGUCAAGUUCCACUGGAAGGGAUUGCAAGGCAAGGCUAGCUUUGUGUGGGAGGAAGCUCAGCAGACCGCUGGUAAAAAUGCGGACUUCAUGCGUCAGGAUCUUUUCGAAUCCAUUGAGGCUGGACGUUUCCCCGAAUGGGAGCUUGGUGUUCAAAUCAUGGAGGAAGAGGAUCAACUUCGAUUUGGAUUUGAUCUUUUGGAUCCUACCAAGAUUGUCCCCGAGGAACUUGUUCCUGUUACGAAGCUGGGCAAGAUGCAAUUGAACCGGAACCCUAGGAACUACUUCGCUGAAACCGAGCAAGUCAUGUUUCAACCGGGUCAUAUUGUCCGCGGGGUUGACUUCACUGAGGAUCCCCUCCUCCAGGGCCGUCUCUUCUCCUAUCUAGACACCCAACUCAACCGUCACGGUGGUCCCAACUUCGAACAGCUCCCUAUCAACCGUCCCCGCGCACCAAUUCACAACAACAACCGCGAUGGAGCAGGCCAAAUGUUCAUUCCCCUAAACCCAAAUGCCUACUCCCCCAACACGGAAAACAAAGGCUCCCCAAAACAAGCCAACCAAACCGUUGGUAAGGGCUUCUUCACAGCCCCAGAUCGCUCAACAAGCGGCAAACUCCAACGCACCCUCAGCACAACCUUCGAAGACGCCUGGUCUCAGCCACGACUAUUCUGGAACUCACUCGUAGCCGCUGAGCAGCAAUUCAUCGUCGACGCAAUGCGAUUCGAGACCUCCAACGUGAAGAGCAGCGUCGUCCGCAACAACGUAAUCAUCCAACUCAACCGCAUUAGCAACGAUCUCGCCACGCGUGUCGCAAAGGCCAUUGGCAUCAACGCACCAAAGCCAGACGACUCUUACUACCACGACAACAAGACCGCGCACAUCGGUGCAUUCGGACAGAAACUCACCAAGUUGGAUGGUUUGAAGGUUGGACUUCUUGCAUCUGUGGACAACCCUGCAUCUAUUGCACAGGGCGCGAAGUUGCAGUCUGCUCUUUCUGACGCGGGUGUUGAUGUCGUUGUUGUUGCGGAGAGGUUCGCAGAUAAGGUUGAUCAGACUUAUUCUGCGUCUGACGCGGUGCAGUUUGAUGCUGUUGUUAUCGCCGAUGGUGCGGAGGGUCUGUUUGGAUCCAAGUCUUUCACUAGCUUGCCUACCAAGGGUUCCGGUGCCUCAACUCUGUAUCCCGCUGGUCGGCCUUUGGAUAUUCUGCUCGAUGCUUUCCGGUUCGGAAAGACUGUUGGUGCACUAGGCAAGGGCUCUGAAGCUCUGAAGUCUGGGCUCAUUUCUUCAGACCGUGAGGGUGUGUAUACUGCUGGCAGCCCUGAGGAUGCCUUUAUCAAGGAUAUUAAGGAUGGACUUCGGACAUUCAAGUUCUUGGAUCGGUUUGCCAUUGAUGAGUAA